Molecule: messenger RNA, 1950 nt
Organism: Olea europaea var. sylvestris
Lineage: Eukaryota; Viridiplantae; Streptophyta; Magnoliopsida; Lamiales; Oleaceae
Product: BTB/POZ domain-containing protein At3g49900
Exons: 4
Coding region: 394-1749 (451 amino acids)
Molecular function (GO): protein binding
Source: RefSeq, a predicted model, not a curated record
AAAUUUUUGUUUUUUCCAUUUAAUUCACUUCUCCAAAAGGAGCUUAUGUUCAUCUAGUUUGCCUAACCCAAAUACCGUGCAUGUUUAGAGCUCAAGAAUUUGCGUCAAUGGAGAUCCUUGCUAUGCAUCUCAGCGAAAUUCAGAUCAGAUUUUCUAGUUCCUUCUCCCAAAUAUUAGAAAGCAAGAAAAUUUCUGGAAUAAUAAGAAUUAAAUUGAAUUGAAUUGAAUUGAAUUCUCACGGGGAAAAAAUUAAGGCGAGCGUUUAUGAUUUAUCGCAUGUCAGCCGUAAAUGCGCGAACCAAAUUGAAACCGUUGCCCGUUGGGAUUUUCGUCCCACCUUCCCAAAACCCUAGAUAUAGAGAGAUACUAUUCGACUUGCAUAAUUUGUGAAUAAUGGAAUUGGUACCGAGAGGAUGGAAUGAACUGGGAGUUUCCAAUAUUAUCUAUGAAGAAGGAGAAGAUGAUGAUUCAUCCUCCAUUCCUUCUCUCUCACCGGAUUCCACCGCAUCUUCUACCCCUGAAAAUAGACGAGUAAAAGCUUGGUCGUUGGCUACUUGCCGUGAACCAGAUGUAAUUAUACACAUCCAGGAUUCGUGUUUCCCGCUUCAUAAGGAUCGUUUGAUGGCAAGGAGUGGCUAUUUGGAACGGCAGCUGAAAGAAUUUUCAGAAGCAACCUUCUCCCUCGGGUUAAAUAUAACAGCCGAGACAUUUUCUUUGGUUACAAACUUCUGUUAUGGUUCCCAUAUUUCCAUAACUCCGUUUAAUGUUGCCUCGCUUUUAAUAGCUGCAAAGUUGCUGGAUAUGUCAGAAACUAGAGGACUGAGAGACGAGAACUUGUGUCAGAAAACAGAAAACUAUUUUCGUCUUGUUGUCACUGUUAACCUGGAGUAUAUCUCCAUUGUAUUGCAGUCCUGUUUUUCACUGCUUCCAGAGGUUGAAACAACAGCUUGUCUUGUUAGUAGAUGCAUUGAGGCCUUAAGUUCGAUGGGAGAUGUAGAAGCCGUUACAAGUUGUUUACAUGAUGUUAAGAAACUUUGUUUGGAGGAUUUUCAACUAAUUUUGAAGUCAACAAGUCAACGGUUGAUCGAAUGUCAUGAUCUUCUAUAUGUAAUCAUUGACCUUUACCUCAAGGAACACAAUUUUAAAAUGACAGAGGACCAGAAAACCGAAAUGUGUAUCUAUGUAGACUGCAGCACCUUGUCCCCCAAGGUUAUCAUCCAUGCUAUACAAAAUCCUAGAAUGCCACUGAGGUUUGUUGUACAUGCCAUGUUUGUCGAGCAACUGAACACUCGGCGCUUCAUCAUCUCUGCUGUUGAACACCAAGAUUACAAACAUCAAACUGAAGAUCCUGUGACACUUGGAUCGAUUCUCAAGCGCGAUGCAGCUCUGCAUCGAGUGGCAGAGCUCAAGGCACUGAUGUAUUCCUCAAAUUCACGUGUUCAGUGCUUGGAGAAAGAGCUGUGUGGCAUGAGGAAACUUUUGAAUGAAUCGGGAAAUAUUACCAAUAGGACUGAUUUGGGGAGGUCUGCAAGUUUCCAUUUAAGCUCAGAGAAUAAGAUAGAAAGGGGGCAGAUUGGUUCGAUUUCUUCCAUUAAUCUUCGUAAUGUGACAAAUAGUGUUGGUGUAGGAUAUUCUUCCUCCCAAGAAUCACUUAAUGGAAAAACAAGGAUCGAAAUGAAUUUUCGUCAAAGAUUCAUGAAGAGGUUGAAGAGUGUUUUUCGGGCACCAAUAUUAGCGAAGAAAAAGUGAUAGAAAUAGAAGGAAAAAAAAAAAAAAGUUAGUUUAGAAGUGUUAUUUUUUGAGCAAGUAGCUUUUUGGGGGUUUGAUUUGUUCCUAAUCAUCUUAUCUCCAUGUGGUAGCCAAAGAAAUAAUCUUUAGUUUAUUUCAAUUAACGAAGUAGUUUGAAUAAAAAUUGAUGAAAUGUAAGAAUGAAAAUUUGAAAAAGUUGUG